UUCGUGUAAAAGCUUUUCGGGUUGUUGAGAAUGUUUGUGUCAAGAAAUUUUGCUGUGAAACAGUGUUUGUGUUGUUAGAUAUAUUGACAACUUUGCAGGGCCAGACCAAGCUUCACUUUUACAACAACAACAUUUCACCAUUUCCAAGGUUUUAUUAACAGCUUCCUCUCUCUCUCUGGGAAAAGAAAAAACAAUCCAGUUUAGUUUUUGCAAGAUAAUGAAGGAUAUAUGCUGAUAAGGCUCUAAAAAAACUUCAGAGAGCUUCUUCCUCUUGACUUUCCAAACCAGGUCGCAGUUGAAAGCCAUGAUCAAACAACCUGAUAACAAAUCUCAUUGAAGCACUUCAAUGUGACUAAUGUUAGCAGUCACCAGCCGGUGAGGCGAAUUGGAGGGUCCACGGUCGAUGAGCAGUAUGAACUGUGUGGAAAACAGAGAAGAAAGAUAGAAUACACAGUGUGCUGGACGCCUAAAGUAGAGGUAAUGUAAUUUAUUCGAACCCUUGAAAUCUAAUUAGAUAUUAUGUUCUUUUUCUCAGCCAUUGUUUCCUGCAGUAGUGGCACACCACAUCCAUUAUUUUAAUUGAAGUUUUCAUUUUCAACCUCUAAUUCAUAGACUAAUGCGUUUAAUCUCAAAUGUUUUCAAACAUCAUGAUCCCCUAAACCUUUCCUUCAUCAUCUCCUCAUGGAAACCUUAUUUCCUUUACAUCUCCCACAUUCACGAUUUAUCCAACUUUAAAGUGCUACAUUACGUGUCUUGAUUCUUAUUACUUCUCACGAAGCAAAACGGACCAUCAUGAUCUGCACGGAGUCAAACCACCAGCGGAUCUCGUUUGCUGGUGAUCUUGGCCAGUCCAAUAAAGGACCUCUUAUGGAACAACCAUCAGGCCCGGUUCGAAGAGACACUACUCUUUUAGAUUCAUCAAACUCAGAUUUCGAGUUCCACACAUCAAGAAACUUUGAUCCUGGAGAUUCCUCACCAGCCGACGAGAUCUUUGCGGAUGGCAUGAUCCUCCCAGUCCUUCCUUUCCACGUAACCACUGCAUCCGCCACGCCAAAACGUCUCUACAAAUAUGAGCUCCCUCCUAUCGUCUCUGCUCCUUCUUUAUCCUCCUCCUAUCUUCCUCCUCCGCCUUUACCAUUGCCUGAAUACUUGAGAAAAUACAGCGUGAAAGAAACUCGGGGAAGCGUAAAUGGUCGAGUGAGCGGUGUAAAUUCGGGUCUGGAGGCAGAGAAAUCAUCAAAGUCAUUUUGGAGCUUCAAGAGAAGCUCAAGCCUGAACUGCGAUAUAAAGAAGAGUCUGAUAUGUUCGUUUCCUCGUUUAACGAGAAGCAACUCCACAGGAUCAGUAACGAAUUCGAAGAGGGGAAUGCUUAGGGACAUUAACAAGUAUAGCUCGCAGAGACAUGGAGUCCCACGUCCAGGUGCAAAUUCGUCAACUCAUAUGCCUCCUCCUUCUCCUCCACCUCUCUGCUGCAGCUCGUAUCAUUUGAGGCCACAAAAACAAGCCAGAAAGAAUGGCGGCGGAAGGGGAGGAAGUUUUUGGAUUGCUCCGGUGAUCGGUGGUCCAUCUCCGUUCGGGUUAGGAUCCAUCUUACGACUUUCAAAAGAGAAGAGAAACAAGUAAUGACAGUGUGGUUUUUUUCCUUCCCAAAGUAGGAGCAGUUUGAUACCAGACUCUUCUAAGGAACUCUUUGUUUUAUCUUGUUAACGCAUUGAGAUUUAUGCAACAAAAUUUAUGUUGAUACUAAUCUUUUUUCAUCAGAUGUGACUCUUUAUUUUUCUCA
Molecule: messenger RNA, 1783 nt
Organism: Capsella rubella
Lineage: Eukaryota; Viridiplantae; Streptophyta; Magnoliopsida; Brassicales; Brassicaceae
Exons: 3
Coding region: 793-1623 (276 amino acids)
Source: RefSeq, a predicted model, not a curated record